UCGCUAUUUCAAUACCAGUUCCAUCACUAGUUCCUAUAAGCUAGAUAAAACACGCUCCAGAGUCAAGCAGUGAUCGCAGUUGUUUUUUCCUGGAGAUUAUUCCUUCCACUAUUUCCUCGGAAAUGGAAAGCUCACUAUGGGAAAAAAGAAGAAAAAAAAGUUCCCUCGUGUAUCCCAUCUUCCUCCUCCUCCUCCUCUCGUGUUCGUCGUCGUAUUUUCCUUCACGCCCCUCCACCGGUUCUUUUCGUGUUCUUCUGUUGCUGUUUCUGAAAACAGGUAGAGUAUUAUCAUCUCUCUUCAGGUCGAUGAGGAUUGGGUCAAGCUCGUGGAGAAUCUUUCGAUAUUCGCACAGAACCUCUGUUGCCUCAAAAUUGCAGAAUGUAGGGUCCCAUGUCGUUGAUGCCGUGGUUGCGGUGGUUGGUUCUUGUGGGGAACUCGAGGAAGCUGAGGAAGUGUUGGAGGAGGUGUUGGAGGUAGUGUCGGACCAGUUGAAGAACGACAUCUUGAUGAUAGUUGACGGUUGGGAAUUGUCAAGAUUGGCCGAUGGGACGUAUCAUAGACGUGGGAACGGAUCCUCUGAGAAGGCAACGGAUCAAUGUAUGUGGACAGUGGCCGUAGGUAUGUAGACGGUGUGGGUGUAUAAACCGUCCGAGUAUAACCCGUGGUCUUGUAGACCGUGUGUGUGUAUACUGUGGGUGUAGAGACUCUGCCAACAGGGUGCGCAAGCUCGUUACGUUGCGCAGUCCAUAGGAAGGCCUGUACGAAACACUUGAGGGUUAUCUCUUUGUCUGAUUCUUGCAAACAGAAGUAUAGACGGUCAAGGACCGGAGUUGGGGGUUUUUUGUCAUCACCGUCCUUCCA
Molecule: messenger RNA, 861 nt
Organism: Neurospora tetraspora
Lineage: Eukaryota; Fungi; Ascomycota; Sordariomycetes; Sordariales; Sordariaceae
Exons: 1
Coding region: 123-626 (167 amino acids)
Source: RefSeq, a predicted model, not a curated record